Messenger RNA from Trichoderma atroviride IMI 206040, 785 nucleotides. The record is from RefSeq and is a predicted model, not a curated record. NCBI's taxonomy places the organism in Eukaryota, Fungi, Ascomycota, Sordariomycetes, Hypocreales, Hypocreaceae.
CCCCGGACGGGCCAGCGCUACAGCUGACAUGGACGACAUAACAGCUCGCAUGGCCGCUCUCCGAGCUCCCACCGACGACUCCUUUUCUCUUCCUUCUGUACCUAGUUCCAAGCCUUCUGCAGGUGACAAGCCUGUCAAACGACUUACCAGCAAGACGGAUUACACGGAUGACGAUAUCGAUACCUGGUGCACCGUCUGUCUUAAUGACGCUACGCUACGUUGUUUGGGCUGUGAUGAUGAUCCUUAUUGCACGCGUUGCUGGAGGGAGAUGCAUAUCGGGCCAGCAGCUGCGUUUGACGAUAGGAGCCAUAAAGCUGUCCAGUUCACCAGAGCAAGGAAAAAGGACCAACAAAGGGUAGCGCUAGGUGCUUGAUAUUUCAUUAAAAAAGACUCAAAGACCAAAAAAUGUCAUAAAAUCAUGUCUGCAAAGAAUCUCUCGGGCUGGGCGUCUCUUAGCUAGAGCAGCUUAUACACGCCUUUCCCGGGAUAAAAACAGGCUAAUAAUGGAGUAUUCGCCAAUGUUGACUCCGAACUUCCCAUGUCCAAGCCGUGCAAUACCAUGACCCGAAACCAUUUCCCAUCAAAGACAAUCUGAGUCACCCAAUUUCCCAACCCUAAUCCAUAGCUAUAAAUAACGAAAAAAAAAAAAAAAAAAGGCUCUGUAAGAUUGUUGUCCUAUCUAAUUGCCUUGUGGUCGUGAACCUCGAAUCAGUACGGGCCCAUUCCUUGAAUUCCUAUCGGAUUGCCCGGGCUGUCCCCUGACGUCCUGCCAAGUCGCACCGAAC